Molecule: messenger RNA, 719 nt
Organism: Octopus bimaculoides (California two-spot octopus)
Lineage: Eukaryota; Metazoa; Mollusca; Cephalopoda; Octopoda; Octopodidae
Cellular component (GO): plasma membrane
Molecular function (GO): protein binding
Source: RefSeq, a predicted model, not a curated record
UUUUAUGUUACAGAUAUUUGAAUGAAAAUAAUAUCGAGAAAAUUCAAAUAGGAUCCUUCGAUGAUCUGCGCAAUUUAAGAUUUCUAUAUUUGCAGAACAACCGAAUACAAAACUCUGAGAAUGGCGCGUUCUUAUUCCUUCCCCGUAUUUUUUCCAUCGACCUCAGAAACAAUACAGAUAUGAUGUGUGGAUGUCAUCUGUCAGCCUUGGUAAAUUAUGUGAACUCAACAUUCAGCAGGACUGUGAAGGUCCAGGGCGAGUGUCAGGCAGAUCCAGGCAAUAACCAAAACAAAUUAAUACCAAUAAUGGAAUACUCGCAAUGUAAAGAUUACUCGUUAUUUCAACGGAAUGUGCAGUGUCAAACAUGUUCAGGGUUGAUGUGCAAUGAAUCAGAAGUGACAAACUGUACAGGCGAUGAGCCUGUAUGCCGCAUCAAAUUAUCGAGGGAUGGCGUUAAACCGAAGUUUGAAAAGUCCUGCAGCACAUACAGAGAAUGUUUUGAUACCAUGAGAAACAACACCCUUACAUGUAAUGAAUGGACAAAUGGCUCUUCCUGUGUUGCUUGUUGCAUCGGAAACUUAUGUAACAAGAACGAUUUCAUAGGCUGGAGCAGUUCCUUUGUAGUUCCUCUGAUUUUCAAUUCGACGUUUAAAUUCAAUGAAAAUAAAAGUCUUGCUGAAAACUUAUCGAGAGCUCCUUUUGUGCGACUGCCUCAGUAA